CGAAGUUGGGCCUCAACUCUCUUUCAAGCUGUAAUUUCAAACAACUCACGAGCAAAGCAUUUGCAGAUAAACUCUCUCUCCAUAUUUUCCUUCAACACUUGAAAUUUUUUGACAUUUAUUGAUUGAAGAUAUUGUUGAACGCUGGGAUGACAGCCUUUGUAGCUAAAAAUCCCUAAAUCCCCCUCAUUCAAACAAACAAACAAACAGUAUACGGUUUGAUAAAAAUAAGUAUCUGGUUUAGUAGAUACAUGAAGAAUUUAGAGAAAUUCCGGAUAUCUGUGCCAUUACGAAAUAGUUAAACAGUAGAAGGGGGGAUAUUAUGUCUUCAGAAAGUUUCGGCAAAAUAUAAUAACACCAAUUUUUUUAAUAAAUUUAAUCUUCCGAAUAAAUUUUAUCCUUCGCCUGCUGCCGCCAGGCGAAGGAUCUACAACCAGCAUCUUAGCAAGGCAACAAUCCCCGAUCUAAGCAGCCCAAGAAACCUUCCCUCUACAAUAGCUAGGCUACGUACUGGACAUUUCAAAGGCAUGAAGAUCUCGGGAACCAAUAUAAAAUCCUAUCGCAUCUGCAAGUACUAUCCCCAUUCGCAACUAACUCCAGAUCAUGUUUUUGACUGCCAGGCCAUUAUCGGUUCCCUCUCAACUUGGAGCAAUCGAAAUCCUCCAUAGCCAUCGGGCUGCAGAACUUGCAGAUCUUGUCACCAAGGCCUUUGGAGAACUCUAAUCUUUUGCACUAGCACUGUAUGCAUAAACACGACAACAACAACAAUCUUUCGAACAGCCCAAUGUAUAAAACAGGCAAAGAAAUUAAUAAUCUAGAUCAUAUUUUAAUUUUUUAUUCAAAAUACUCUACCAUUUGUCGCUUUCUUUGGAAUAAACUAAGUUUGAAAUCUUCAGAUUUGAAGAAUUUAUCAGCAAAAUAUCGAAAAAUGAAGUCUCCACCACUACCCUUCAGAAUCUAAAAUUUUAUAUAUUAACAAACAUUACAUAUAGUUGUGAAUGCAGAGAUUCAGCCUGUACAGCAAAAAAUCUCACAACCCCAUUAAUCAAUCAUUUCAUUAUUGUUGGACCCCAUUAAAUGCUUGAAACUCAAUAUAACACCAUUAUCUUCAGAAUCGCUCUUGGAUUUCUCAACUAGACUCCACACUGCUAGCCUACCAAUUCUUGCAGGAAAAAAAUAUUUCACAAUGAGUCUCUUUAUGAAAAAAUGUUUAAGGAAGGCCAUCAUUACCAUUCUUAAUAUCAGAAAUUGAGCAUUAAAUUAACUAUGAAAGAUAAAGAAUUCUUAUAGAACUCUCAAAGAAUUUCAGAGAUCCUAUCAACCCUACUGAUGGAAUUUUAAGUAAUUCGUGUUUCAAAAAAAAGUUUAGCUUCUUAGAAACCGAAGAACGGAAAAUGAUCCAAGACCAGUUUAACUGUUAUCUAGACAAAUACAGAGAUUGUUUAGAAAUUCUUGUUGAAAAAUUCAUCAAUGAAACAUAUUCUGAAAGAUACAAUGAAGUGCCAAGUGAUUCAGUCGUGACAUUGAUUUUCUCACUGAUGGUAUCAAUCUUCUGCCUUGGUGGCAUGCUUGGAGCUCUGGGGACAGCUUAUUUGGCUGAAAACUUUGGUAGAAAAGGUGGUCUUCUGCUGAAUAAUGCCUUUGUAUUCGUAGCAGCUGCACUGAUGGGCUUUGGAAAAAUGGCCAGAUCUUAUGAAAUGUUGAUUGCAGGCAGAUUUGUAAUAGGUCUUAAUUCUGGUUUAAAUGCUGGCUUGUCUCCAAUGUAUCUGACAGAAAUAUCACCUGUACAUCUGAGAGGAGCAGUAGGAACAAUAUAUCAAUUGACUAUAGCUUUCACUAUUCUUGUAUCUCAAAUUCUGGGCAUGCCAGAAAUCCUUGGUACUGAAAGUGGAUGGCCAGUGCUCUUUGGUUUAAUAAUUGUUCCUGCUAUUUUCAUGUUAGCCACCUUACCUUUAUGCCCAGAAUCUCCAAAAUAUAUCUUAAUAUGUAAAGGAAAAGAAGUAGCUGCUCAGAAAGCUCUGAAAUGGUUCCGUGGCACUGGUGAUGUUCACUAUGAAAUGGAUGAAAUGCGAAAUGAAUCACAGGAAUUAAAAAUGGUACCUAAAGUCACACUGAAAGAAAUGUGGGGAAAUGUUGUGCUGCGUAAACCUCUAAUCAUUGCUGUAGUUGUUAUGUUAUCUCAGCAGUUGUCUGGUAUUAAUGCAGUUAUUUUUUACUCGACUUCAAUUUUCAUCACUGCUGGACUGUCCAAUCAAUCGGCUAUUUAUGCUACAUUAGGAAUGGGAACUGUGAAUGUGCUUAUGACAGUUGUUUCUAUGGUUUUGGUGGAAAAGGCUGGAAGAAAAACUCUUCAUCUUACAGGGCUAGCAGGAAUGAUGGUUAUCACUGCAUUGCUAACAUUAUCUCUCGCUCUGACUCCACAAGCUGCAUGGUUGUCAUAUGUCAGUGUAUUUUGCAUAAUUGGGUUUAUAAUAUUAUUUGCCAGUGGACCAGGAUCCAUUCCAUGGUUUUUGGUAGCAGAACUCUUUGGUCAAGGAGCAAGACCAUUGGCUACAAGCAUAGCUGUUUCUGUAAAUUGGUUGGCUAAUUUCUGUGUCAGUCUUGGAUUUUUGCCCAUUGUCGAAUCUAUUGGCGAAUACACUUUCCUCAUCUUCACAGCUAUUCUAGCAAUGUGUUGUUUAUUCACUUACAAUAGAGUGCCUGAAACAAAAGGUAGAACUGUCGAAGAAAUUACAGCAGAAUUUAGAGAAAAAUCUACGAAUUAAUAUAUUUCUGGAUGAAAAAACUGUGUUUCUCAUAUUUUUAUUUUUACUAUGAAACUUUUUUUCAAAUGGCUAUCUUUUAAAAAAGAAACUUUCUUGUAGAACUUUAUCUUUCAAAUUCAUAUGGUAUUAUUCAAUGAACUUGAAUAUAUGUUUUAUAUGGAUAUAUUAUAUAUAUAUAUGAGAGAGAUCAAUAUCUAUAUGAUAAAUUUAUAAGAAUUCCACUCUCAUUGUAUAUUUUCUGUUUUAAACCUGUCUUCAAUUUGUAUUUUACAUAUAUUUAAUCAUUUUUCAUUCAUAUUUUGUGUAAAUAAUUGUUCUCAUCAUGUUUAAAUAUUCAUUUGGAAUUAAACUUUUUCUAUAUAA
Messenger RNA from Argiope bruennichi, 3125 nucleotides. RefSeq names its product solute carrier family 2, facilitated glucose transporter member 1-like. Lineage: Eukaryota; Metazoa; Arthropoda; Arachnida; Araneae; Araneidae. The transcript is spliced from 10 exons. The record is from RefSeq and is a predicted model, not a curated record. The coding region runs from base 1392 to 2762 and encodes 456 amino acids. Gene Ontology annotation, cellular component: membrane. Gene Ontology annotation, molecular function: hexose transmembrane transporter activity. Gene Ontology annotation, biological process: monosaccharide transmembrane transport.